Messenger RNA from Lymnaea stagnalis (great pond snail), 204 nucleotides. The record is from the annotation of a GenBank genome assembly. Lineage: Eukaryota; Metazoa; Mollusca; Gastropoda; Lymnaeidae.
UAUUGUGUCUUCUAUCAGACUUACAAUGUCGAUCGUCAAAUCACCGACUCUGCUGCUUCUGGAACCGCCUACUUGACAGGGGUGAAGACCAAUCAGGGCUUACUUGGGCUGAGUGGCGCCGCACAGAGAUACAACUGUAGCUCCGCCCAGGGUGCUCAUGUUGACUCCAUCUUAAGAUGGUCCAUCAGUGCAGGUUCGUGUUAA